Molecule: messenger RNA, 12544 nt
Organism: Coregonus sp. 'balchen'
Lineage: Eukaryota; Metazoa; Chordata; Actinopteri; Salmoniformes; Salmonidae
Source: the annotation of a GenBank genome assembly
CGUUCCUACCUUCCUUUUUCGAUUGCACUGUGGUGGAGUUUGUUUUUAGCGAGCUAACUUAUAUUUAUUUGUGUAAGUUUAGGGACAUUGGACGAACCUGGCAGAUAUAGUUAGAAUGCAUUGAUUCGUGAUUUGAGAAAAUAGUAGCUUUGCGCUGUUUAUUUUUCGCCUCAUUGUUUCGCGAGUUCGGGAUGUUUUUAUCCUCGACAUGGAGACAAAAAGAGGGGAGAUUCCCAACGGCGUAUUGGACGACCUCUGCAGGUAAAUACCGCGUUAGAAGUGGCUAACUUGUUAUCAAAUAUCACGUUUUGAUUUCUUACUAGCACUAUAUCACGAGGAGUGUCUUUGUUGUGCUUGUGGCUUGUCGUAACCUUGGUUGUGGAUAGCUAUCUAGAUAGUUUAGUCUGUCUCGAACGACAAUGGGGUUGAUUAAAUGAAAGUGCGUUGCAUUAGUGUUCUCAGGGUGUAUUAAUUCCGGCAAUUCUGUUACAAAACGUUUCUCGAACGAAACGGGGAGGGACCUACCUGAAUUUGUUCAAUAGAAAUUCGCGUUUUGUUCUGUUUGCUUCCGUUUGGUUCUUUAACGGUAAACGGUUUCGGUAAUGAAUACGCCCCGUGGUUGCAUACACAGAACCUCAGGCUUAGCUACUGUCAUGGUGCCUCAUUAUACUGUGUCGUAGUUUCAUAACGCGACAUGGACCACAGUAUGUUGUCUAAUUAACUAUGUCCAUGUAGUUCUGCUACUGUACUGAUUUGCCUCUUCUCUCCUCCACAGUCGAUUCAUCCUCCACAUCCCUAGUGAAGAGAGGGACAAUGCUAUCCGCGUGUGCUUCCAGAUCGAGCUUGCCCAUUGGUUCUACCUGGACUUCUGCAUGCAGAAUGCACCAGGAUUACCUCAGUGCGGGAUAAGGGACUUUGCCAAGGCUGAUAUCCUUACAUGAUAAUAAUGACGUGUGAGAGAGGGGGGUGGGGGGUUGUUAUCAUGUUGUUCUUUUUUCUUUGGUUAGUUAAUUCCUGAUAAAAAAAAAAAAAAAAAAGCUUUUAUGACCAUAGGCCCACUGUGUGAAUGGUUAUGUACAUGUCAUCACCUAACAUUUCCAUGUUGAACUUGUAUAGACCACACCACCUUCAAUUCAAAUAACGUCUUGUGAGGAGCGGUACAAACAACUAAACACAAUAUUCAUUUUUUUGCAAAUGUUCCUUAUAUUCUCCUUGACUCCAUGCUACUUUUUAAUCAUUGUCCAUUCCUGCUGCCCAAUGGGGAGGAUGUACAGAAGGUUCUAGAACAGUGGAAGGAAUAUAAGAUGGGUGUUCCAACCUAUGGUGCCAUUAUUCUAGAUGAGUCGCUUGACAAUGUGAGUAUAGUACAUACAAUAUAACACUGGAUGUGUGUGGCAAUACUUCCCGAUAAACAUUUCAUAUGUCUUAAGUUGUGUCACGUUUUUUGUAUGUCCUUUAUAAUAUCUAAUAUUUCUUCUCUUUAGGCAUUGCUGGUUCAGGGCUAUUUGGCCAAGUCCGGGUGGGGUUUUCCAAAGGGAAAAGUGAAUGAAGAUGAGGCUCCCCAUGUUUGUGCUGUACGAGAGGUAAUUGCCUCUUAUCUCCGUUUUAUAACUCCUUACAAUUCUGAUUUGGCAAGUGUAAAUAUUUGCUCAAGACAUAAUGGCUAGAUACAAUAUAUGACGUUUCAUUCAAUAAUGCUUUCUCAUACCCAUGUCUGUAUUCUCUUAGGUUAUGGAGGAGACAGGUUUCGAUAUCAAAGAUCGCAUCUGCAAAGACACGUUCAUCGAGCAGAAAAUCACUGAUCAGUUGGCCCGAUUGUACAUAAUACCUGGGGUACCCAAGGAGACGAAGUUCAACCCCAAAACAAGGAAGGAAAUAAGGGUACGGUUACCCCUUAACUUCCUCAUCUUUUGUUCCUAUUUACAAUUUGUAUUUCCAAUGCCGAUAAAGAGAACAACUAGGACUGGCUGUUGUGCUGUGUUUCUCAUAGAACAUCGAGUGGUUCCCGAUUGAGAAACUACCAUGUCACAGGAACGACAUGACUCCCAAGUCUAAACUUGGACUCGCCCCCAACAAGUUUUUCAUGGCCAUUCCUUUUGUCAGGUCAGUGUCUUAUUGCUCUUCACACUGAUUAAAAAUGCCAAUUUCUGAAAGACUUGGGUGACAGCAAACCGCAUGUGAUAAAGAGUAUCUAGUCAACAGUGAAAUAAUCCAUAGCGUUGCUUUUUCACUUUUGUCAAAUAUAACCUGUAAUUUCAGCGCAGCAUGAAUAACAAAAUGGUAAAACAAUUGCACGUUUAGGUUGUAGCCAUAGGCGGCGCCUGAGUUUCUAGUUUGGGGAAGCUAAUUUUCACCGUAAAAAUUCACCUUCUUAACAAAGCAUUCCAUGCAUCACCUCAUUUGCAGACUUAUGUAAGGUGGCCUACUAUUCCUAAUGUGGUGAGUAGAUUGAAUAGUCAUAGUUUAGGCUAAUAAUAUAACUCGAUCGCUGUUCGCAAAAAAUGCAGUUCAUUGCAUGGCUGAGCGUGUAGUGGCAUAGAGGCUAUAUCCGAUAUGUUUCUUCUCCUUUUGCAUUGGAAAAAUGUGGCCUUUUUAUAUAAACUUAUUUCAUGCAAUUCUACUACACUUUUUAAUAGCCUGCAAUGGAAUUGACAGGGUAGUCUACUCUGCUGAUACUGACAAACAUAUUUAUAAUAGGCCUACAGGUAGGGGAGAGACACAGACAAUGUGAAGUCCAUCUAACCUGGAGGAGGACAUAUUAUUGUCCAAAAACUAACUUUCAAGUGGCACUGACCCAACAAUGAUAGAGUGAAUAUGUACACUCACCGGGGACAUGACCGAUGCUCUCCGCUGGUCCCAAUAAGAUAGGCUAUACUGUUGUUCGCUCAAGUAAGUUGAGAAUUUUGAUAACUAAAUGACAGAUUAGUCUUUUCAUUGUCUUCUCUUUACAGCAAUAGCCAUUUGCUUACCAAACUAUGUUUUCCCGAGAUUGUAUGUUGAAAUAUUGCGAUAUGCCUGACUGGGCCUCUCUACUUUUCACUGACAGUCGCUACUCAACAAUCAUCUAUUUGGUAUUGGCCGCGGGCGCUGACCAAAUUGCGCGCUUCUGCCUCCCACGUGGCGCUGCGGUCUAAGGCACUGCAUCACAGUGCUAGAGGCGUCACUACAGACCCGGGUCGAGGCGGCACACAAUUGGCCCAGCGUCGUCCGGGUUAGGGGAGGGUUUGGCUGGCCGGGAUGUCCUUGUCCCGUCGCAUUCUAGCGACUCCUCGGUCGCCAGUUGUACGGUGUUUCCUCCGACACAUUGGUGCGGCUGGCUUCCGGGUUAAGCGAGCAGUGUAUCAAGAAGCAGUGUGGCUUGGCAGGGUCGUGUUUCUGAAGACGCAUGGCUCUCGACCUUCGCCUCUCCCGAGUCCGUACGGGAGUUGCAGCGAUGGGACAAGACUGUAACUACCAAUUGGAUAUCACGAAAUUGGGGAGAAAAGGGGUUUAAAAAAUUGCCCUUCCGACUGUAGGCAAUGCGAUUGAAAACAGUCCGCAGCUUAUUUUUUUGCAAAGAAGCAAAUGAUCCUCUGUGGCCAAAUCAUGCUUUCUGGUGUGGUAGCCUAUUUUGAAUGAUUGUAUUUAUUUCUGUGAAGACUGGAGUAGGCAAUUUGAAUCAAUUUACUUUAGGGGAAGCUUAGCAUCCCCUAACCUAAUGGAUGCGCCGCCUAUAGUUGUAGCGACUUGGACAGUAUUAUUGUGUAACCUUCUAUCCUAUGUGUAUAAAGCUGACAUCAGUUUUUAAUACCAUUAAUAAUUCAGUCAUUGAUUCUAGCAUGUCUACUUUGCCCUCCACAGACCACUCCGAGAAUGGAUUGCCAAGCGUAAAGGAGAGUCUACAGACAGUGAUGAGGAUUUUGCAUCCAACGGCAGCACUCCAUGCAAACCUCUGGACAAAGCCCGGUAAGACACUUAUGCCCAUGCUAAAGACAAUUUUUUUUUAUACAUUUGGUGGACAAUAAAGCUUUUUGAAAAUGAAUUGAAUAAUUUCUUCUUCUCUAGCUCCAAGCAUAGGCGGGCCCAGCUGUUGCCUGAGGCGUCUCCAGGAGAGGGCUGGGGGAAGCAGAAGCAACCCAAGCCUCUGGGACAGCUGAGCCAAUACGAGCUCUCGGAACUCUUGAAAGCCAAGGUUGGUUGGUCUCUGCUGUUUGAAGGGUCUGUUGGGGGUAGUGCUGAGAGAUUGGUGCUUUUUGAGGUCUGUUUAGGUUAGAUAAUUUUUUUUAAAUGAUCACUGUUUUCGAUUUUUGUUUUGAUAAUAACAAAAUAAAAACAUUAAAUGCAUUAUGAAGUAAUGACAUUAAAAUUAUUUAAUUUUUUUGAGCUUUCUAAUGGAAAUUCCUAAGCAAACAAUAGUGAACAUUCAAUUGCCAAAACAUAGAAAAUAUUCUGUUGUCUCUGUCAGGUCCACAUUGGGUAGACAUCAAUAGGAAAUUACUAUGAAAUAAUACAAUAUUUCAGUUGAUUACAUUACUUAGUUUUUACUUGAUUACUUUGUUAUUUGUUGUUCCUUAAAGUCAUAAUCUCUGCUCGGGCAGUAACAGGCAGCCAGCCAGACAACGUAAUCUGUUAUCCCCAUACUGUACUGUCUUUAGUCAUCCUAUUUAGCUAGCCUGCCUAAGUAUGCUGCAGAGCUGUCUGACAAUCAUUUGACUUGUUCUUCAAAGUAGAUAAGGCACACUUUCACGAACCGUCUCUGUCCCUCUUGUCAUUGUGUUGAGUACAUUCCUCUCAUGCGCUCUGUGUAACUAACCUAACGUAGCAGGCGUAGCAGUGUAUCCGUUCAGAGAUCGGUAUAUAUUGACGAGAUGCUCACGCGUGCUUGACAAAUUUUUUUUUCUCAAGUCUCCCAUUGACAUGAAUAAAUGACUUAUGGGAAAGUCAGUUGCGUGGACUUAUCUCAACUCUGAAUCUGGCCGUAUCAGAAAAUGUUACUGCUCAGGUACCCCACACUUGCUUCAGCAGACUCCAUAAAUUGGAUACUUUGGGCAGGUAUCCACAGAUUUAACUUCGGAGUGCUGAGGCCUACUGCUGCUGACGCAUUUAGUUUAGACCAAAUACAAGAUUUGGGGGGGAAUAGAUGUAUGAAAUGUCUGUGGUACAUCUUCAAAAAUACUACAACAGAUCAACUAUCAAAGGCAUGACGAACACUCAGAGAGCAUGCAAUGCGUUUCAACCUGUCAGUCUUCCUCGGGCAAAGCCAUAUUCUUUAUUUGUAGUGUUUUAAUUAAUGGCAGAGGCAACAUUGAGUGUGUUUUUACUUUGUGCUAGGAUACUGUAGCAUACCAAUAUCUCUUAGCCUGAGCAAAACAAUGCAGCAAUUGUAAUCCAGCAUCAAUUCACUCAACGGCAAAAGGUCUGUUUUUGGUUUGUUUUUUUCUGUCACCAGCAGAGGGCGAUGUCGGCUUAGUCUUCCCAGUUUGGCCUUAUUCAGAAUCGGGCCUUGUAGAAUGCUAAAAUAUUUCUGUCUAGCCUGCUAUGAUUUUUUAAAAUCAAGAAUUCCCGCUUUUCUGACAGCACCCUCUAAUCAAAACUAACCUACCCCUAAACCAAAAUCCAAAUUGUCCAUGUUGUUUACAAGACACUGCAGUAGUUGAAGUGCAUCAGUGGCUUCUCAAUAUAUAUAUAUUUUUUGAAUGUCCAAAGUAUGAGUCCCGGUUCUAUGGCACAUGCUCCUGUCUGCAGAACCCCAAUGUGAAAGUCAAUGGGAAGAAGCACCAGGAUUCUCCCAACCUGAAGAAAAGGACCAAUGGAGUCGGCAACCAGCAGGUGAAACUUAACUUGGCUGAAGCUGUGUGUAAAGCCUCACCAUAGUUUGUUAGGUGUGCUUGCUGAAAGCAAAAACAACUACUGAAAUCUACUUCUCAUUAUUUGCUUUUCUCUGCCACCUGUAGCCCCAAAACCGUAACACCAAAACUACUUUAAAACGUCCAGGCUAGCACUAAUCCCGUGUGGUAGAUUUUUUUUUAGUAUAUAUAUACAGUGGGGGGAAAAAAGUAUUUAGUCAGCCAACAAUUGUGCAAGUUCUCCCACUUAAAAAGAUGAGAGGCCUGUAAUUUUCAUCAUAGGUACACGUCAACUAUGACAGACAAAUUGGAAGAAAAAAAAUCCAGAAAAUCACAUUGUAGGAUUUUAAAUGAAUUUAUUUGCAAAUUAUGGUGGAAAAUAAGUAUUUGGUCACCUACAAACAAGCAAGAUUUCUGGCUCUCACAGACCUGUAACUUCUUCUUUAAGAGGCUCCUCUGUCCUCCACUCGUUACCUGUAUUAAUGGCACCUGUUUGAACUUGUUAUCAGUAUAAAAGACACCUGUCCACAACCUCAAACAGUCACACUCCAAACUCCACUAUGGCCAAGACCAAAGAGCUGUCAAAGGACACCAGAAACAAAAUUGUAGACCUGCACCAGGCUGGGAAGACUGAAUCUGCAAUAGGUAAGCAGCUUGGUUUGAAGAAAUCAACUGUGGGAGCAAUUAAUUAGGAAAUGGAAGACAUACAAGACCACUGAUAAUCUCCCUCGAUCUGGGGCUCCACCCAAGAUCUCACCCCAUGUGGUCAAAAUGAUCACAAGAACGGUGAGCAAAAAUCCCAGAACCACACGGGGGGACCUAGUGAAUGACCUGCAGAGAGCUGGGACCAAAGUAACAAAGCCUACCAUCAGUAACACACUACGCCGCCAGGGACUCAAAUCCUGCAGUGCCAGACGUGUCCCCCUGCUUAAGCCAGUACAUGUCCAGGCCCGUCUGAAGUUUGCUAGAGUGCAUUUGGAUGAUCCAGAAGAGGAUUGGGAGAAUGUCAUAUGGUCAGAUGAAACCAAAAUAGAACAUUUUGAUGAUAACUCAACUCGUCGUGUUUGGAGGACAAAGAAUGCUGAGUUGCAUCCAAAGAACACCAUACCUACUGUGACGCAUGGGGGUGGAAACAUCAUGCUUUGGGGCUGUUUUUCUGCAAAGGGACCAGGACGACUGAUCCGUGUAAAGGAAAGAAUGAAUGGGGCCAUGUAUCGUGAGAUUUUGAGUGAAAACCUCCUUCCAUCAGCAAGGGCAUUGAAGAUGAAACGUGGCUGGGUCUUUCAGCAUGACAAUGAUCCCAAACACACCGCCCGGGCAACGAAGGAGUGGCUUCAUAAGAAGCAUUUCAAGGUCCUGGAGUGGCCUAGCCAGUCUCCAGAUCUCAACCCCAUAGAAAAUCUUUGGAGGGAGUUGAAAGUCCGUAUUGCCCAGCGACAGGCCCAAAACAUCACUGCUCUAGAGGAGAUCUGCAUGGAGGAAUGGGCCAAAAUACCAGCAACAGUGUGUGAAAACCUUGUGAAGACUUACAGAAAACGUUUGACCUGUGUCAUUGCCAACAAAGGGUAUAUAACAAAGUAUUGAGAAAGUUUUGUUAUUGACCAAAUACUUAUUUUCCACCAUAAUUAGCAAAUAAAUUCAUAAAAAAUCCUACAAUGUGAUUUUCUGGAUUUUCUUUUCUCAUUUUGUCUGUCAUAGUUGACGUGUACCUAUGAUGAAAAUUACAGGCCUCAUCUUUUUAAGUGGGAGAACUUGCACAAUUGGUGGCUGACUAAAUACUUUUUUCCCCCACUAUAUAUAUAUAUAUAUAUUUUUAGUAUGAUACUUUCUCACUGACUCAACUUGCAUUGCUUACUAAAAGCUUUUGGAUUUUGUGUAUAUUGUUACCAUUAGUAAUAUUAGAAACUAUUACCAUUUGUUUUAAUUGAAGCCCCAUAGGCCAUCCAUUUUGGAUUUGCCACUGGUCUUCAACCGUUUGCGCUACAAACACCAAACUGACGUUGACAAGUGCGGGCCGUCUCAACUUAGAUUGCAUCAAUAAAGCCUUUUUAUAGCUACCUUAAGAUGAAUGCACUAACUGUAAGUUGCUCUGGAUAAGCGUGUCUGCUAAAAUGACUGUAGAUGUAAAACCAUACAGCGUCCUGUAUCCCCCAUGUCAAUAGGGGAAUGCACACUUCCAAAUUCUAAAUCACUGGUGCAGAAUGUUCAAACUAAAACAUUUUGAGAGCUGAAAACACAUUCUAUUGCUUCUGAUGCAAUAGUACUCACACUACCCUACUGUCUAAAUCCACUAUAAUAACGCCAUACCUACAAACCACCCCAAAAUAGCUCACUAUAACCUCUAGCGUUACCACCACUACAUUACUGCUGCAGUCACUACUUCCUUUGUCAUGUAUCAAACUUGCAAUAUGCAAAACCUUCUACGCACCCUAUAGGAGAAGUGUAGGGAAUCGGAACACAACCUCGGUCUCUGUCUCCCUUUCCUCUUGUUGUUUAUGCAUUAGACCAGUGUUUCCCAAACCUGUACUCCAGUACCCCUAGCCAGUUCACUUAUUAAUGUAUUCCAGAACUAGCACAGCUGAUUUUUAAAUGGUCACCAUAUAAUCAAGCCCCUCAUUUAUUUUUAAAUCAGUGGACUGGCUGGCUGUACUCCAGGAGAUGUUUAUCUGUCCUUUAUAACUAGGUAUCAAACUACAUUUUACAUCUAGAUCAACUAGACAUCAAACUAUAACAUACCUAGACCCUUUACAGACCAACUAAACCGCUCCGUAAAUACAACCAACUAUACAAACUAGACAUCUAACUAGUCUAAAGUAUAGACCAGGAUCUAGACCAACUAGUCUUAAGAUUGUGGCCAACUAUAAGAACAUGGAUUAAGACCAGCUAGAUUGUAGAAAGCCUGAAUGCCAGUCUUUUCACGCCAACUCUUUGUCACUCAUUGUCAUGUCACUCAGCUUGACAAUAACAGCAGUGAAGUUGGCAAGAGCACAAACAGAUCUGGGCUCAGGCUAGAUGUAAUCUAGACCGAUACUAACAGCACAUCUAACUAGAUCUAAUUUCUUGUGGACAGAUGCAGGUAACAUAAAUGGUAGUAGCAUCUGUCGAACAGACUGUGGCAUGCGACGACUAACGAGGAACUUUGUUCCAGUACGCUGAUUUUCCUGUCACUGAUUUUGCAGGUAUUUGCAUCUUUCCAAUUUUUAGAAGGGACUUGCCCGAAACUGACUGAUAGUUUCCGUUGAGAGGGGUGGAGACUUCGCUAGUCUCGUUAGUACAUUUUCUAACAUGUCUCCCCCCAGAACUCAAUCGAGCAUCUGACACAAUUACGCAAUAUUUUAGUUCUGGGUGUCCCCAAGAUUAAACUAGAUCGAAAACAAGUGAACUGGUAAUACCUGAAGCAAGUACACACAUUUUCUAAAGGUUUUCUAGUUAUUACCUAAUUUAAUACAAAUCGGUCUCCCAUUUUACAUUUUAAAUUUCAAUUAUAUUCAUCUGUUCAGCUGUUGUUGUUUUUUUUGCAUGAUGUUUGAUCAUAGUCUGUUGAUUUUUAUCAUGGACAUACUUGUUUUCACUAGCGAUGCAUUUAAAAUGGUAAAACUGUUCUUCCAGAAAGAGGAGAAGAGACUUCAGCCCAGGAGACUACAGGACAACUUCGACACAGGUAUUGCACAAAGUGAAGAUUAGGAAUGAGACAGAUUUCAGUAGAUAUGUAACAGCUUUUUAAAUGCUGUAUGAAGCAACUAUACAUUCAUUUUUUUCAGACACAUACUGUUUUGGGUCCCUCUUUCACUAUAGACACUUUUUAAAUAGCUCAGGGGUGGCCGAGACUGCUGGAGACUUCUAACUACCUCAGCCCUACAGUUAACACACCUGAUUCAGUUAAUCAAGAUCCUGAGUAGAAUAAUAUUUUGUUAGUUUAGGUUGUUGUUGUUUUAGUUUGUAACAAAAUUGUUGUGAGGGUAGCUCUCCAAGAGGGUUGGCCACCUGGAUUAGUUGAGUAGUUCUGAGGUGAGAAUUUUAAAGUUAUUGUUCACUUCAACAUCAGUCAGACAUUUUUCAAAACGUCUGGGGGGGGGGGGGGAAACUUAUGUUGAGAUGAACUCUCCCUUUUAAAGUUGAUGUUUUCACUGUCCACUGGCCUUCUGAGUAAAACUACUCUCUCUAUCUUCGUAGAUGCAGCAUUGCCAUCUGACACGUGCAGCUCCAACAAUGGGCAGCAGGCGGUCUGUAACGGCAACUGUGAACAGCUCUCCUCCAGGUCCUUCCUCAACUUCAAGUUCGACAGGGAGGCCAUCAUGAAAUGCUUUGACUCCUGAAAUAGCCGACGGACACCUUGGUCGUGUUCAUUAGGGACCAAAAGGAAGUAAACUAAUUGAAACGGAGAGAGCCUACGUGGACUUGUCGAUUUUUAAGAAAUUAAAUGUUUUUGCUUUCCGUUGUAUGCCCUAAUGAACACGACCCUGGAAUGGCAGACUAGCAGAUACUUCAGUUCUAUGGAACGGCAGCCUCUCAACCUUAGGGUUGAGAUGAAGAGAACUGUAUAUAUAUAUAUGCCUUCUGUCGUAGGUUUAAUUUUGUCAAGCACAGAAAGGUUAACUAGUUGCCGCUGUUUGUUUAUUCAGAGCUGAAUCCUUACUUGAGGAUUCUAAGUAACUUGGUUUCGCUUCCAGGAAGUCAUGCAGUGAUGUCAAUGGCAAAAAUAGGGAGGAAAGGUUAGUGUUCACAGAUCUCUAUUUAGGAUUCACCCCAUAUGAUCCAGAUUUACUAAGCAUGUACAUCAGGUGCAAAGUUUGUACCUGUAUUUUUAUAGAGGGAAUUAAUCACAAAGUAGAGGACGAAAAGGUCAAAUACAAGGUUCUGAGAAGAAACACAGUGAAGGUAGAUAAAGAUAGUGUUUUAACUUUGGGGUUUCAUCCCCUGUUGACGUGAACAAAGCAUAUGUUUAGUAAAUCUGGCCAGUGAAGUCGGCGCCAUAACUUGCCCAGUUAAGUGUUUUUGUGUAAUUUAAUGGACGACAUAGUCCAAUUUGGUCAGUUUCACCGCCUUACCAACUGAGCUCCCGAUUUUUAUAUGUUUUAGGGCAGUGGUUCCCAACAAGGGGUACUAAGACCCCUGGGGGGUUACUUUAGAAGACUCAUGAGACCAUAGACCUACUGGUAAAAUGCACACGAGGGGGUACUUCAGGUGGUACUCCGGACAGGGUAAAAUUCAGUUGGUGGUACAGUAAACAAAAGGUUGGGAACCGCUGUUUUAGGGUAUAGCUGGUGUGAACUGAUGUGAGGCUAAGCACAGACUACGGUACAUUGUGCUGCUAUGCUUUAUCUCCAAGCAGUGUCAGCUCCAAGUAGCCUUGUCCUCCUAACUGUGAUUCCAAUGGCCGCGUUCCAGGUCAACCUUUUUUGCAGUCGCCCAUCUCAGAAGAUUGCUAUAUGAUACGAAUGUGGUUUCUACAAUGUUUAAUGUGAUCUGCGCGCAGCGCGGCUGCAAUAAAGACAACCUGGAACGUGUCCUAUGUAUUUCUUGUCUGGGGUCUGUAGCUAGCCUGACUUCAGAGGCAGAUGGCGGAGUUGUAAGACUCUGAAAUGGCUUCUGUUAAGAUUCCUCUGUGCAAAACACAUCUCUUUCACAACGGGCCUGGUUAACUAAGUAUCGUCACCUAUUCUACAUACGGAAUAAGACGCCACCUUUUACACUAGGUAACAUGAACCGUAAGGGGGAUAGAAUCCUAAGAUAAAACCCAAAUAAAAGCAGUAUCCUGUGUUUUGUUCUGCCUUGACUCAAAACUAAAAGCACAGGUGCAAAGGCUUAGUUAAUUUGGCCCAAUACGUGUGGUACAAAGCAUACUGCAAACUGGCAUACAACUAUGAAUAAAAUCAAUUUACCCUUGAAUCGUAUACAAUAUGCUUGUUUGAAGUAUUUCAGACCUCUGAAUCAUAGUACCGUGCUGGCUAGGCUACUAUACUCAAUGUUUUUGAUGUCAGCAAGUCAUAGAGCCCCCCAUCUGUGACUGGAAUGUAAUGUAUGAUUGAACUUGCAUGUAGUCAACGGUAGUUCUUUUAGAGCGCUUAAAGGUAACACUUGACUUAAUGCUAAGUAAUGCGUUGUGGUUAUAAUGCAUGUAAUACUUGUCAUAAGCAUAUAUGAAACCCCACUAUGUUUUAGAAAGUAUCAUCUCUUAAUGAUCCUUAAUAAGUCACCGCUAUUUUCUGUCUGAAGCAUUGGAAGGGCUCAUACCUGCUCAUACCUGCUCAUACCUGCUUAUUACAAGUAACAAAGCGUCAUACCUGCUGGCAUGAAGUUAGUAGAGCGUUACAAACUGUAUAGAGGUGGUUAUUCAACAGUACAUGAACAUGGGCUUCUCAUUCAGGAGGGCGCAACAUUACAGAAUGUUUACGUAGAAAUGUAUUGUGUAGAACAUACACACUUAAUGUAGAAUCAAGACUCUUCAUCAUUACAUGCCUACGUUGCAACCCACGGAAUCAGCCCCAUGAUUCAAUCUGAGUAGGAGACAGUCUCAACAGGAACCUGUUGGAGAUGUUAGAAGAAAUGCACAGCCCCUCUUAGGAGAAACACUCAUUGAUCUUGUUCUGGUGGCCCUUGCUAACAGGGCAGUCAUUUCCCCGUCUCGGUGGUCGGCACUCUGCACUGAUAAAGGCUAAUGAGCCCAGGUGUGUUGGGGUGUAUUUUUGGAUUUCAGCUUUUCCAGCAGCAAGCUCUGA